This is a messenger RNA of Populus trichocarpa (black cottonwood), 1667 nucleotides long. RefSeq lists its product as uncharacterized. The record is from RefSeq and is a predicted model, not a curated record. Gene Ontology annotation, molecular function: protein binding; tRNA (guanine(46)-N7)-methyltransferase activity. The coding region runs from base 103 to 1401 and encodes 432 amino acids. Gene Ontology annotation, biological process: RNA (guanine-N7)-methylation. The transcript is spliced from 10 exons. Gene Ontology annotation, cellular component: tRNA methyltransferase complex; nucleus; cytosol. NCBI's taxonomy places the organism in Eukaryota, Viridiplantae, Streptophyta, Magnoliopsida, Malpighiales, Salicaceae.
UCAGAUCCAUACAGUUAAACCCUGAAAGUUGAAACCUUGACCAGCGACUAAAACCCUAAAUCGAACUCUUCUUGUUUGUUGUCUGUUUAACAGAAAAUAAAAAUGGAGGACACUCAACCUGAAGGAGGAGAAAACAACAGAGACGUAGAGGUAGCUCCGGCCCUAAUUUCAGUUCACCCGACCCAGGAUUCCGUCGCUGUCGCAGUCGGGUCAGACCUCCGCUUCUUCGACCUCCGAGGGAAUUGUGGGGUUACUUUGGUGGAUGAAACUGGUGAGGCGUUUCAUAAGGAUUCUAUAAGAGCCAUCCGCUACGGUGCAAAAGGGAAACUGUUUGUAUCAGCUGGUGAUGAUAAACUUGUGAAGGUUUGGUCCACUGAUUCCUGGCGCUGCAUUGCUUCCGUGUGUUCUGAGAAGAGAGUGAGUGCAGUUGCCAUCAGCAAUGAUGGACUGUAUGUUUGUUUUGCUGACAAAUUUGGAGUUGUUUGGGUGGUGGAUCUGCGUGGACUUGAUGGAAAUGAGACUUUGGUCAAUAAAAAGGCAGCGCCAUUGCUCGCGCAUUAUUGCAGCAUCAUUACUAGCCUGGAAUUUUCACCUGAUGGAUGGUUUAUCGUUACUGCAGAUCGAGAUUUUAAGAUCCGGGUAACUGUGUUUCCCAAGAAACCUUUAGAUGGAGCUCACGAGAUACAAAGUUUUUGCCUUGGUCAUACAGAGUUUGUGUCCUGCCUCGCCUUUCUUGUCACUGUGGAUUACCCUCAGGGGUUUCUUGUGUCUGGCAGUGGCGAUUCAACUGUUCGCUUGUGGGAUAUUAACUCUGGAACUCUCCUUGAUACCUGUGAAGUUGGUAGUAAGGCAGGAAUUGUAGACUAUGAUGGAAGUGAAGUGAGCUGUUCCACUGUCACUGAUCUAUGUACGAUUCCAGGCAGUAAUUUUGUUGCAGUGGCCAUUCAAAGCUUGCAAGGUAUACUCCUGAUGAGCUGUGAUCUUUCUUCUCAAACUUUUGGUGCUGUUAAGGUAGUUUCGAAUAUGGGAGAUAGCUUCAUUCCUACAAGCCUGGGCUGUAGCUCCUCUGCAGAACUAUUGUGGACCAUAACUGGUGUCUCUAAACUGCACGGUUCUGAUCACAACUCUUUGGCCUGUGUGAGGGUUCUUUCUGGUUUCAAGAAGACCAUUCCUGAUGCUGCUGGGCCUGAGCUGACUUUGUUGGACGAUAAUGAGGUACCUGGGGCAGAGAAACUGCUUGAGAAGUUGCAGGGAAGUGUGACUGUUGAGGAAGAGGUCUUCCUAGCAGCUGCUGAAGCUGUAAAAACAUCAAUGUGCAAUCUGUUAAUUAAGAAGCAGUACACAACAGAGAAACGAGAAUUUAGAAAGAGAGGUAGAAACGACAAGAAAACCAAGCAAUGACAGGAUCUCAACAUCGGUAACAUUCUUGCUACCCAGCAAAUUCUUGGGAGGUAUCCAUGCUGGAACGAUUUUGCAGCUCAGUUUCUUGUACAACUUCAGCUAUUUACUGUACAACAUUCUCAAAAAGAAAAAUAAAAUGAGGUGUUUAUUGUACAAGAAAAUGAAUGCACCGCACCUUCUUGCGACCAUGCAGAGGGAGUUGUAAACGACAGCUACUCUUUGCCCUUUUCUCUAUUGAUUUGACCUCGAAAUGUUUAAGGGUGAAA